GGGGCCGGAGCCCCCCGGGGGUCCCGGAGCGGACGGAGCGCGGCUCCCGGGGCUGCUCAGGAGGAUGCACUUGUUCCGGAGCUCCAGCUACGACGUGCGGCUGGAGGGGGCCGGGGGGAGCCUGCCCCGCAUCCAGGGGAUCCGCUGGACCCCGCUCCUGGACUCGGAAUCCAGCCUGGACUAUGGCCACAGCAUCACCCAGGCGUCCUCGGAGAAGAUCUGGAGGGCGGGCAAGCUCCUCUUCGCCCACCUGAGCACCUCCCGGCCCGGCCUCAUCCGCGACCACAAGCACCACCUGCGGCACCACCGGCAGUGCUGCUCGGGGAAGGAGCUGGUGGAUUGGCUGCUGAGCGCCGGCGCGGCCGUCCAGACGCGCGGCCAGGCCGUGGGCGUCGGGCAGGUGCUGGUGGACAGCGGGGUCCUGACGCACGUGAGGCAGGAGUGGCACUUCCAGGACAAGGAGACGCAGUUUUACCGCUUUGCCGAGCUGGAGCUGAGCCCCGAGCCCGGCGCGGGGCCGCGGGAGCCCGAGGAGCUGCUGGAGGCUUUGGGGUUCCUGGCGCAGCUGGGCCCUGAUGCGCUGCUCUCCAUGGCCCUGCGCAAGCCGCCUGCCCAGCGCACGCAGGACGAGCUGGAGCUGAUCUUUGAGGAGCUGCUGCACAUCAAAGCCGUGGCUCAUCUCUCCAACUCGGUGAAGCGGGAGCUGGCGGCCGUGCUGAUGUUCGAGGGGCACCAGCGUGCAGGCACUGUCUUGUUCAGCCAAGGUGACAAAGGCACCUCCUGGUACAUCAUCUGGAAGGGCUCGGUCAACGUGGUCACCCACGGCAAGGGCUUGGUGGCCACCCUGCACGAGGGGGACGAUUUCGGGCAGCUGGCGCUGGUGAACGACGCCCCGCGGGCGGCCACCAUCCUCCUGCGCGAGGACAAUUGUCACUUCCUGCGCGUGGACAAGCAGGACUUCAACCGCAUCCUCAAGGACGUGGAGGCCAACACGGUGCGGCUGAAGGAGCACGGCAAGGUGGUGCUGGUGCUGCAGAAGGACCUGCAGGGGGGCAGCGGCCAGGCGGCCUCGGCGCGGAGCAGCAGCAGGUACCUGGUGAUGGCCGGGACACCUGAGAAGAUCCUGGAGCACCUGCUGGAGUUCAUGCGGCUCGAUGCCACCCUCUAUGACCCCGUGGACACGCUGCUGGGGGAUUUCCUGCUCACCUACACCGUGUUCAUGCCGACCUCGCAGCUCUGCCGGGCCCUGCUGCACCAUUUCCGCGCGGAGCCGCUGGAGGGCUCGGAGCAGGACAAGGCCUCGUACGCCCUGCGCAAGCGGCGCAAGAUCCUGCGGCUGGUCAGCCAGUGGGUGCUGCUCUACGGGCGGCUGCUGCAGGGCGACCGCAGCACCACGGCCCUGCUGCAGAACCUGGCAGACCUGGCGAGCCGGGACCCUCAGCUGGGCGGGCUGUGCCAGGAGCAGGGCCAGGAGCGGCGGCGGCCCCGAGCGCUGGAGAACGGUGACGGCAGCGUGUCCCCCCAGCCCAAGGCCUGGAGCUGGGGUCACACAGGACACGCCACAGGAGGGGUGGUGGCUGUGGCCGUGUCCUCCUGUCUGUCCCUCCUUCCCCAGGCACGGAGCUCGGGAAUGUGGCUCGGGAGCCCCGAGGAGCCGAUCCUGGACAGCACCUGUGCCCUGCGAGCGCAGGACAAAGGUACUGCCCCCUCAGCGGGACUGUCCCCGCAGCACGGGGACACUGAGGUCCCUUCUGUCCCUUUGAGGUCCCUUCUGUCCCCCCCAGUGCCCUACGAGAUCUUCAGGGCCGACCACUCGUGCCUGGUGGCGGUGCUGCCGGUCAACGCCGCCGUGCGGGACGUGCUGCGGGCGCUGGCGCCGCGGCUGCGCCGGGACCGGGAGCACGUCCUGGUCAGGGUGAACUCGGCCGGAGAGCGAGCGGUGCUGCCGCAGGACGCCCUGGGGGUGUUCACGGCCCUGGGCCUCAACGAGAGGCUCUUUGUGGUCAGCAGGGACGAGCUGGGCAGCCUGACCCCCCACCCCGAGCAGCUGGGCCCCCACGCCGGCUCCUCGGACACGCUGGACCUGAUCAGCUCCAAGGACCUGGCCAGCCACCUCACCGACUACGACUGGAACCUCUUCAAGAGCAUCCACCAGGUGGAGAUGAUUCACUACAUCGUGGGGCCGCACAAGUUCCGCGAGGUGGCCACGGCCAACCUGGCGCGGGUGCUGCGGCGCUUCAACGAGCUGCAGUUCUGGGUGGCCACCGAGCUGUGCCUGUGCCCCGAGCUGGGGCGGCGCGCGCAGCUCCUGCGCAAGUUCAUCAAGCUGGCGGCGCACCUCAAGGAGCAGAAGAACCUGAAUUCCUUCUUCGCGGUGAUGUUCGGUGUGAGCAACACGGCCGUGACUCGCCUGGCCAAGACCUGGGAGAGGCUGCCCCAUAAGAUCCGGAAGCUGCACUCAGCCCUGGAGAGGAUGCUGGACCCCUCGUGGAACCACCGUGUCUAUCGCCUGGCCGUGGCCAAGCUGAGUCCCCCCAUCAUCCCCUUCGUGCCCCUGCUGCUCAAAGACAUGACCUUCAUCCACGAGGGCAAUCGCACCCUGGCCGAGAACCUCAUCAACUUCGAGAAGAUGCACAUGAUGGCCAAGACCGUGCGGGUCCUGCAGCGCUGCCGUGGCCACGCGCAUGCACCGCUGUCCCCACUGAGGAGCCGCUCCCCUCACCGGCCCGAGGACGCCAAGGCCGUCAGGAUCUCCACGUGCUCGGAGCAGUCCCUGAGCGUGAGGAACCCCGUGUCCACCUGGGCCUACCUGCAGCACCUGAGGGCCAUCGACAGCCAGAAGGAGCUGCUGAGGCUCUCCCGGGAGCUGGAGCCCUGAGGGCAGCGGGGCUGGAGCGGGGACGGGGGCCCAGAAUGGGGA
Melospiza melodia melodia is the source of this 2920-nucleotide messenger RNA. Its product is annotated as rap guanine nucleotide exchange factor 3-like. Gene Ontology annotation, biological process: positive regulation of GTPase activity; Ras protein signal transduction. The transcript is spliced from 26 exons. The record is from RefSeq and is a predicted model, not a curated record. NCBI's taxonomy places the organism in Eukaryota, Metazoa, Chordata, Aves, Passeriformes, Passerellidae. The coding region runs from base 65 to 2878 and encodes 937 amino acids. Gene Ontology annotation, cellular component: plasma membrane. Gene Ontology annotation, molecular function: guanyl-nucleotide exchange factor activity.